Molecule: messenger RNA, 1662 nt
Organism: Mandrillus leucophaeus (drill)
Lineage: Eukaryota; Metazoa; Chordata; Mammalia; Primates; Cercopithecidae
Product: proline-rich protein 36-like
Source: RefSeq, a predicted model, not a curated record
AUGUCCUCAAGUCCAGGCCACAAAAUCCAGGCCCAAAAUGUCCACAAGUCGGCCUCUGAAGGCCCCGCUCCUGCCUUUCGUUGGCCUCUGCAGGCCCAGCUGCUGUCCCCAGGUCUUCUUCCCGGCUGUGUUUAUACGCUCAGUUCCAACCAGACAACAACCUCUGUGGACAUCCCUCUUGCCAAGCUCCUGACGGCCUAUGUAGGCCCAAAACUUCCUCAACGCAAGCUCAUCAGGCCAAAUUCCACCCACAUGGGGGACUCUGCAGGCCGAAACCAUCCUGAAGUUGGAUCGUCCAGUCCAGAGGUGCUCCUGACUUUCGGCAGUUUCGACAGGCACCACUCCUGCCUCCUGGUGGCCGCUUUACACCCUGCUCAUUCCUCUCGGGGAAUGGCCUUUGCAGGCCCACUCUUGGCCUUCUGGCGGCCUCUCCAGGCCCCGAACUUCCUCAGACUUCCUCCAGUCAGCCUCUCCAGGCCCAGCUCUUCCUCCUGGCGGCAUCUGCAGGCCAACGCUGUCUUCGAGUCGGACUCUCCAGGGUUCGCUCCGGCUCCCGGUGGCCUCUGCGGGCCCAACUCGUCCCUCAGUCAGCCUGCGCCGGCCCACCUUCUGCCUCUCCGUGGCCUCUCCAGCUGCCAGACUUCCUCAGGGCUCGCUCCUGCUCCCGGCGGCCCUUGCGGGCCCAACUACUCCACAGUCGACCUCCACCGGCCCAGCUCCUGCCUCUCCGCGGCCUCCGCAUCUGCCAGACUCCCUCAGGCCCAGCCUAUGCCUUUCGGCGGCCUCUCCAGGCCCCGAGCUUCCUCAGGCCGUCCCCUCCAGGCCCAGUUGUGGCCUCCCGUCCUUCCGUCCAGGCCCAGCUCCUCCUGCUCCCGGCUGCGGCCGCGGGCCCAGCCCCACCCUCACGACAACCUCUUUGGACUCGACUCCGGCCCAGCUCCCGCUCCGCGGCCUUUGGAGGCCCCAAACGUCCUGAAGCCGGGCCCCAUGGUGGCCUCUCCGGGUCCGACUCCUGCCCCCCGGCCUCCCGUCCGGGCCGAGAUCCUCCUGCUCCCGGCUGUGGCUGUGGGCCCAGCCCCGGCCUCACGACAACCUCUUUGGACUCGACUCCGGCCCAGCUCCCGCUCCGCGGCCUUUGUAGGCCCCAAACGUCCUGAAUCCGGGCCCCAUGGUGGCCUCUCCGGGCCCACGCUGGCCUCGAGUCUCGGCCUCUCCAGGGCUCGCUCCUGCUCCCGGCGGCCCCUGCGGGCCCAACUCGUCGCCCAGUCGGCCUCCGCCGGCCCAGCUCCUGCCUCUCCGCGGCCUCCCCAGCUGCCAGACUUCCUCAGGUGCAGCCCCAGCCUCACGAAAACCUCUUUGGACUCGGCUCCGGCCCAGCUCCCGUCCGCGGCCUUUGUAGGCCCCAAACGUCCUGAAGCCGGGCCCACGGUGGCCUCUCCGGGCCCGGCUCCUGCCCUCCGACGGCGUCUCCACGCCCCAGACUUCCUCCAGCCAGCCUCUCCAGGCCCAGCUCCUCCUGCCGGCGGCCUCUGCAGGCCCACGCUGGCCUCGAUCGGCCUCCGCCGGCCCAGCUCCUGCCUCUCCGCGGCCUCCCCAGCUGCCAGACUUCCUCAGGUCAGCCUCUCCAGGCCCAGCUCCUCCUGCCUGCCACUGGCCUCUUGA